Molecule: messenger RNA, 1850 nt
Organism: Zingiber officinale
Lineage: Eukaryota; Viridiplantae; Streptophyta; Magnoliopsida; Zingiberales; Zingiberaceae
Product: DNA-repair protein XRCC1-like
Exons: 9
Coding region: 433-1536 (367 amino acids)
Biological process (GO): double-strand break repair via nonhomologous end joining; base-excision repair; single strand break repair
Molecular function (GO): damaged DNA binding
Source: RefSeq, a predicted model, not a curated record
GUCAUUCCAUUUUGUGGGCUUUUCCAUCAGCAAUUCCACCUUCACCGCCAACUCCGUAACUCUGAUUUCCGUCGCCUCCGUCGUUAUAGUCGACCGCCGGCACGCUGCAUCGCAAUGAUGCCUUCGGUGAUCUCCAUCUUCGUCAUCUGAAACCCCCUUCCAAUCCGAGUCGCCUACAGGCUUGACCCCCUUGGAAUCAGCCAUCGAUCACCACCGACACGGUUACUCUUCUAUUUUCAAAAAUAUCUUCUCAUUUUAGAGAUUAGGCGAUGCACUGAGAUACUAUUAAGCGACUGCUUGCUGUGUGUCUUCUUCAGAAGUUCUGGAUUGAUUGCAUUUAAUUAUUGUUAUUUAAGGACCACUAAGUUAGUUGUUCUCAAAGUUGAACAAACAGUUUUUGCUUGGUCUGCAAUCUGCAAAGAUUUUUGCGUCAUGUCCAAUGCACGCUCAGACCGCGAUGAUGAUCAUGCUGUGAAAGAAAAGAGAAUCCUUCCUCCUGGGGUCAGUUCUAGAGACACAAAAGACAAGUCAUAUGGAAAAGCUUUGGUUGAUGCUUCUAUAGGGGAAUUAAAUAAUGUAAAAAGAAGCAACAAUUCUUACCCACCUGAAACGUCUCAAAAUAGGAAGGAUUUUUCAAACUUGCUGGAAGGUGUAGUAUUCGCACUGUCUGGGUUUGUUAACCCUGAAAGGGCUGCAAUACGAUCUCAGGCACUAGAGAUGGGGGCAAAAUACCGACCAGAUUGGACCUCAGAUUGUACAAUUCUAGUGUGUGCAUUUUCGAAUACUCCUAAAUUUAGACAAGUCAAAUCUGAUGGUGCUACGAUCGUGUCAAAGGAAUGGAUAUUUGAGUCCUACAUCCACAAAAGGCUUGUUGACAUUGAACCUUACCUUAUGCAUGUUGGGAAACCAUGGCGAAACAAUAGCAAGCAGUUUGAUACCAAUCAAGAUCAGAACGUUGCCCAACAUGAAGAAUCUCUAACACAAUCUCGGAAAUCAGAUAUGAAGUUUAGCAGAUCCAAAAGACAUGUGGAAACUACUGAUGUUGAUGGUCAAUUUUCUCCUUCCAAGAUAAAAAAAUGGGCAAUAGAUGAUUUGCAUAAGACAAUGUCAUGGUUGGAGAGUCAAGAUGAAAAACCAGAUGAGAGUGAAAUCAAAAGUAUAGCUGCAGAAGGAAUUAUUACUUGUCUUCAAGAUGCAAUUGAUUCUCUCAGUCAAGGUCAUGAUGUUCGGCUUGCUAGUGAGCAAUGGAAGUUCGUUCCUCAUGUUGUUAAAGAACUGGUGGAACUUGAGGAGAAAAGCAGUAAAAAACCACCAACUUCGAAGAAAGUGCUGCAUGAGUUAGCUUUAAAGUGCAAGGAGAUUUAUGAAGGCGAGCUUUUGCUUGUAGAUGACACUAAAAUAAAACAACAGAAGAUUUUUCAUGCUGUGGAGGGAGAACCUGCGGAUGAUCCUGGGGCGGACAGUGAUGACACAAUUGAAAUGACAGAAGAAGAAAUUGAGCUUGCAUACAGACAAUUUUCUGAGAGCUGUGAAUGAUUGAGCUGAAACCUGAGUUCAAGUUUGAUGGCUAAGAAUUUAAGAUUAUUUUCUAGUGGAUUGAGUCGUACGAGACAUUUUCUCCUCCAUUAGCCUUGAGAUUUUGGAAGAACCACUGACAAAGCUAGUGGAUACUGUGGGCCGACAAUGCGAUUAGUCUCUGGAUUGCUAGAUGACUGAGCAACAAAGUGUGACCUACGACUCUGGGAGAAUGAUCUUUUUGUUAACUAAAAUACCAGUGUGCAAAAACUACCUAUACAAUCAGUCACUACACAUUAGCAAUUUCUAUGAAAUACUUGCCUAUUCUUUGUUAA